Abrus precatorius (Indian licorice) is the source of this 850-nucleotide messenger RNA. RefSeq names its product protein EARLY RESPONSIVE TO DEHYDRATION 15-like. The coding region runs from base 56 to 475 and encodes 139 amino acids. Lineage: Eukaryota; Viridiplantae; Streptophyta; Magnoliopsida; Fabales; Fabaceae. The record is from RefSeq and is a predicted model, not a curated record. The transcript has 2 exons.
UUUGGACACUUUACCACUUUAUUCGUCGUCAGUGUUUUCAUCCUUAUCCUGUGACAUGGAAGUGAUUUCCGGUACUAGGUCUUCUUCAUCGUCCUCGUCGAGGUUGAAUCCCGAUGCUCCGAUGUUCGUGCCGCUCGCUUAUCGGACAGUGGAGGAUUUCUCGGACGAAUGGUGGGCCCUUGUUCACACCUCUCCGUGGUUUCGCGAUUACUGGCUCCGCGAGUGUUUUCAAGAUCCCCAAUACCAAAACGACACUUACGAUUUCGAGUUGGACGAAGAUACCCUCUUCCAUCUCCACCAACUAGAACAUCCUCAUCAUGAAGAAGUCGGAAGGGAAGGGAAGGAGUUGGUGUCGUUGGGAGUGCUGAAGUGGCGUUCAUGUGGGGAUUGGGCCCAAGUGCCGAGGUAUGCAGAAAAGGCUCCCAAGCUUGUCAAGCCCAAGGUGAGCCCACGGGCUAUUCAUCAGCCCAGGUAGACGAUACGCGUCGGUGGGUUAGGUGCCGUUUAUGUACAUACAUAAAAAGUGUGAUGCGCUGCGCCUCCAGAGCUUUCUUCACAUUUCUUGUUUCGAUUUUCAAGCGUUGCUUUUGUUCUAUAUUAUAAACUCAAUUUCUUUAACAAUGACAAUUUCUCUCCUUCUGUAAGCGUUACAGAUCUCAUUAUCUGCAAGGUCUUAAGUUCAUUUUUUAUUUAUUUAUUCAAGAUGUGAGGUUUCGCAAAGAGAUAACCAAAGCGCCAAAUCCACAACUUCUGUAAAUAAUUAACAUUUUUCUUCUGAUGAGUGACUGUCCUUAAGCCGAAUUAAUUGACAAUUAUCUGAGUGAAAAUUGGUGAAGUGCUCUUUUAACUU